Messenger RNA from Echinops telfairi (small Madagascar hedgehog), 4450 nucleotides. It is a transcript of the gene DZIP1, whose product is annotated as DAZ interacting zinc finger protein 1. The transcript is spliced from 23 exons. The record is from RefSeq and is a predicted model, not a curated record. Gene Ontology annotation, biological process: cilium assembly. Gene Ontology annotation, cellular component: ciliary basal body; cytoplasm. Lineage: Eukaryota; Metazoa; Chordata; Mammalia; Afrosoricida; Tenrecidae. The coding region runs from base 765 to 3383 and encodes 872 amino acids.
CCUGGAGGGUUUGCCAGCCCCCGUUGCCCUGCGCUGCUAAGCCUUGCCCCGAGCCGACGGCACUCCCCCUGCGCCGUGGAGGAAAGAACCGGCCUGCUUCGUUCGACCCGCUCUGCUUCCCCGCCUCCGCCAGCUCCUCCUCUCGGGUCUCUUGGAGCCCCUUCGGCCGCCCGCGCCGCCGGCACCCCGGCCGCGCCCUGGAGCACGCAGUCGGGGUGUUGGGGCUAUAACGGUGAGCAAGAGACAACGGCCCUUGUUCCCGCGUAUCCUGCAGUCCAGUGGAUGGAGCCCACAGGACAUAGGUCUACCAGGAAAGAAAAAAGUUUUCCUGAUGGCUGGUCCAAGCAGGAAUUCUCUGUUGUACUGAAGCAUGUCUGGCUUUUCUACAGUUCACUGAUUUCUGGGAUAACCACAGGAGGUCGCCAGGAGACCCUAAGAAUGAGGUCUACAGGAAGCUGCUAGCAAUAUUGUAGCUUCCCCAAAGAACAGAAUGCAGCCCCGGCACAAGUUGGGAAGGGUACUGGGCGCAUGCUGACCUCGCGCGUGCUAGUGCACACUUUGUUCCUGGUCUGGAUGGUGGUCGCUGCCAUAGCAACGGCCUGUACGCCCAGACCCUAGUCUGCUGCCGCCGCCGCCGCCGCCGCCAGCACCAGCACCAGCACCAGCACCAGGGACCGGUCUUCUCCGGCUCAGCUCCCUAGGUGUAUGGCGGCGGCGGCCCGGGAGGCGGCACAGCCCGGUUCUGCGAGACGGUCGCUUCUUGGAUGAAAGCAGAGGCGGCCGAUUUGUUUCCAAGCAUGCCUUUCCAGAAGCACAUCUACUAUCCGCUCGCGGAUCGUCCGGAGAGCCCGGCGACCCUGACCGCCCCUGCCCCUGCUGCAGCAGGCGCAGCAGGGGCAGCCACCAUGGCCUGGGUACCCCCCACCGCCGCUUCGGGUCCCCUGCCCUUCUUCCAGUUCCGGCCCCGGCUGGAAAGCGUGGACUGGCGGCGGCUGAGCGCCAUCGACGUGGACAAGGUGGCAGGGGCCGUGGACGUCCUCACGCUGCAAGAGAACAUCAUGAACAUCACCUUCUGCAAGCUGGAGGACGAAAAGUGCCCACACUGCCAGUCGGGUGUGGACCCGGUGCUGUUGAAGCUCAUACGCCUGGCGCAGCUCACCAUCGAGUACCUGCUGCACUCGCAGGAAUUCCUCACGGCGCAGCUGCACACGCUGGAAGAGCGGCUGCGCCAGAGCUACCAGGACUGCGAGCAGAACCGGAAGCUGCUCACCAAGCAGGCAGCCGAGGUCAAGUUACUCAAGGAUGAGUGUAAACGCAGGAAAAAGAUGAUCUCCACCCAGCAGGUGAUGAUGGAGGCCAAGGCCAGCUACUACCAGUGCCAUUUUUGCGACAAGGCUUUUAUGAACCAAGCUUUUCUACAGAGUCAUAUUCAGCGCCGUCACCUUGAGGAUUCUCACCUUGAGUACAAGAAGAGGCUGCAGACAGAUAAGCUCCAGGAUGAGAUCGACAUGCUGAAGGAGCAGCUGCAGCUAACCAAGUCUCAGCUGGAGGCUGCCCAGCAUGCCCACGCAGUGAGAUUCUCUAAGGAAUAUGAAAUGCAGAAAGCCAAAGAGGAAGAAUUCCUGAAGUUAUUUGAUAGGUGGAAAGAAGAAGAAAAGGAAAAGCUGGCGGACGAAAUGGGAAAAGUCAAGGAGAUGUUUAUGAAGGAGUUUAAAGAAUUGACUUCUAAGAAUUCAGCAUUAGAAUUUCAAUUGUCAGAAAUACAGAAGUCCAAUAUGCAGAUCAAGUCCAAUCUAGGCACAUUAAAAGAUGCACACGAGUUUAAAGAAGACCGGCCUCAGUGCCCCCAGGAUUUCCAAAAUGUGAUGCAGCUUCUUGAUAGUCAGGAAAGCAAGUGGACAGCUCGAGUUCAAGCACUCCAUCAGGAACACAAGAAAGAAAAGGGGCGGCUCCUGUCACACAUAGAGAAACUUCGGACCUCAAUGAUAGAUGAUCUAAACACAAGUAAUGCUUUCUACAAGAAGAGGAUAGAAGAGUUAGGACUGAGGCUACAGGAACAAAAUGAACUGAUCAUUACUCAGAGGCAGCAGAUUAAAGAGUUUACCAGUAAACCAUUAAACAGUGCCAGUGAACCCAAAGGGAAUCCUUUAACCUGGCAAGUGUUUGAAUCUAAGCCAACCAUCCCAGGUAUACCUAUGAAGGCCACUGGGCCCCAGACUUUAGAUGCCAACUCAAGUUCAACAGUAGCUCCAGAACAGGCACCCUCGUUGCACAUACUGGAACCAAUAGAAGAACUCUCAGAGGAAGAAAAAGGAAGAGAGAAUGAACAGAAAUUGAAUAACAAGACCCACUUCAGGAAAGCCUUGAAGACUCACCCUUCCCUCACGAAGGAGAUCAGGACCAUUCUAGAGCAGGGUUUGGUGGAGAAACUGGAAACCUUGGGGAUUGAUGCAGAUAUACGGGGCAUACCAACUGACCACUUGAAUAGAGUGCUGAGAACUGUGGAGUUGGUGAGACAGGAGAGAGAGAGGCAGUUACCUAACAUUCAACAGAUUCGAGAAUUAAUUGAACAGAAGGUCAGCUGUAAAGUUGAGGAGAGAACCUUACUGUCUUCAGACAGGUACACUGUUUCUCUCCUGGAGGCCGUCUCAACUGGAGAAAUUCCCAAAGUGGUACAGCUGCCUCAGAAAAGCAGACAUUUGAUUAGACAGAGUCCUGUUCUUUCGGAGAGAGCAUCUGAUCCAAAAAUGCGGGAAAAUGCCGUUGAAGAUAGUUUCCCCAGAAAGCCUACAACUAUUACGACUCCCCCCUUUAGUUCCGAGGAGGAACUGGAUGAUGACCACCCCAUGCAGGCAUAUACAUCCCCAGACUUACUUCCUGUGCGGUCAACCAAAAGCAACCAGAGCAGCUUUGGAAAGAACACUUCCAGAAGCGAUACAGACUGGACGGAGGGAAGUGAUGUGGAGACCUCCGAUGUCUCUCCCAAACCCUCAGGAACUUCCGUUAAAACACUAGCUGGAAAAGUUGAGAAGACAGUUUCAAGUCACAGAAGCAUCAGUCGGCCAAUUGGUAGAAUUGAUGCUGCCGAGGCAUUCAUCAAAAAAGAGCUACAAGAAGAACUAAAGUGCACAGAUGUGGAUGAUGAUGACUGGGACAUAUCAUCCUUAGAAGAGGACAAAGCCCUGGGGAAAGCAAUUGAGAAGGAUAUCAAAGAACCACCUCCAGUUGUGAAGAAUGAACCAAAUUCAAUGCACAUUGCAAAUGCCUGGGAUGCACCUAAGCCUACGAGACCAAAGGGACAAGGACUUCUGGAAAAUGGAUUAAGCACUUUAAAAAGCAGUUUAGUAAUGGUGACUGACUGGAGUGACUCUUCCGAUGUCUAAAAUUGCAAGUGUCAGAAGGUUCUUCCAGAAGCCCAUGGUGUUUCGGUGUCUUUCAAGUGACCUGCAUAUACGACUAUUAACACUGACGCCCCACAGUAUUGCCCACAAUAACAAGGAAGCGGACGGACGCAGAGAACAAGGAUCUCUUUAAUGGUACCAAUACAGUAUGGAAACGCAAGUUGGCUACAGUUUUUUUAAAGCAGAUAAAUGUGUUGAAGAUGUCUGCUGCCGAAAAAUAACAUGUCCUUGAAGUCAUAAAAACGUUUUUUCCUUCAGAAUGGUACUCUAGUGUUAAGUGUUUUUUUCAACUAAUGUUUAGUGAUUUAUUUCCCCCUUACUUGAUUCCACCAGGUUUUGCUUUGUAUUAUUAAAACUUUUUUAAAAAACAACAACAACAUCUACUUAUAUAAGUAGUCACCUACUGGAAGUAUUAUAAAAUUCUGCUAGUAACUUUAAAGUUUAAUUAGUGGAAUCAGUGAAAGUUUCAGAGUAGACUGGUUAUUUUUCAUAUGGAAAGUAGUCUUGCUGGGCUCAUUUGAAACACAUUUUCCCAUGGUAUUGUCAUAAAAUGCCAUCGUGAGCAUGUUGGUCUUAAAAUGAUUAUUUAAUGUAACAGCCUCCAAUAAAAUAAUUUUUAAUGUAAAAAAAAAAAGAUUAUUUAAAACUUAAACUACUAUUUCCAGCAGAAUAAUCUUUACUUUGGAUACUCCAUGAAUAAAAAUGUAGCCAUUUUAAAUGCCGAUUAGUUUAUCAGAAUAUGAAUAGGAAAGAUUUGGAUCAUUCCUUAAUUUGUAUGUGUAUGUAGACGUUUCAUUUUUUAAAGUUUUAAUGUUAAACCCAUAUUAUAAAAUACCUCAGAACUGAUUUUUUUAGUUAUGUUGUUGACUAAUGACAUUGUCAAAGGUCAAAAGAUUCGUAUAAACCAUUUUUUUUUCAUUCUGAUAUUUUGUGGUACUAUCUGCACUGUUUCCCCCAAAAGCAGCAUUUUAACAAAAAGGUACCUUUUGGUGGGUUUGGGUCUCUUUUUAUUUUGUAAUACCCCGAAGUAAAGGCCUCCAUGGCACCCA